UAUAGUUGCCAAUCACUCUGCAAGCCACUCCUACGUGGUCGUGUUGGAAGGAGUGACGCAUGAGCACAAAUCUAAACUGGCUCUCUUGCGCCGCUAUGUGUAAGGAAUAACAUUAUUGCUCAGCAACCGACACCCGAAACGAACGCACAGGGUUGGGUUAGGCACUGAUUGUAUUUUACUCGCUCACACAUCAACCUUGGACAUAUGCAAUAGCACAGAAAAGGGAUGACGUAGAAUUUGAAGCUGGAUUUCGAAGCUGAGCAGAAAAUGAGCUUAACGUCCUGGUUUCUGGUGAGCAGUGGAGGCACCCGUCACCGGCUGCCAAGGGAGAUGAUUUUUGUUGGCCGUGACGACUGCGAAUUGAUGUUGCAGUCCCGAAGUGUCGAUAAACAACAUGCUGUCAUCAACUAUGAUUCUGCAACAGAUGAACACAAAGUAAAGGACCUAGGGAGCCUAAACGGGACAUUUGUGAACGACGUCAGGAUACAGGAACAGAUGUACGUUACCUUGAAGAUGGAUGAUAAAUUGAGAUUUGGAUAUGAUACAAAUCUGUUCACAGUAGUCCGUGGGGAGCUCCGUGUCCCAGAGGAAGCUCUGAAGCAUGAGAAGUUUACAAGCCAACUCCAGCUGCCCCAGAAGACCUCGGAGGGGAAAGGAUCCAAGGCAGCCAGCACUAAAGCAGCUGAAGCCAAAGCUGCCGAGGCUGCUGAAGGGUUACCCAAGUGUGCAGAGGCACAGAAACUGGAGGAGAAGAUGUCAGCAGACAUGGCUGCAAUGCACCGGGGAACUCCUUUGUAUGGGCAGCCAUCUUGGUGGGGCGACGAUGAUGCUGAUGAUGAAAACUCCUUCAAGCAGGAAACCAAAGCUGGGGGAAAGAAGCUGGAGGGCAGUGCAUCAGGAGAAAACAAAGAACACAGGAAAGCAGAAGUGCAGGGAGGGAACGAGGAAGCACUUUAUUCGCUGUGUAGGGAGCCCAGCUACUUUGAGAUCCCCACAAAGGAGUUUCAGCAGCCUGCCCCAAUGGUGGAGAGCACAAUUCACGAAAUCCCCACAAAAGACACUGAAGGGGCCCAUGCAGCCGCUGCAGGGCAUGCUUCCUUCACCAUCGAAUUUGAUGACAACACCCCUGGAAAAGUGACUAUCAAAGACCACAUGACCAAGCUUAACCCAGACCAGCGCCCACGACCAAAGAAGUCACCCCCUCAGGGCGGGAAAGAGCUGUCGACGUUGCAGGCCACCAUGAUAGCCGCUGAGAGCAAAGUUUCUGACUGGCUGGCACAAAAUGACCCCCCAAUGGCCAGGAGAGAGUCCACUGAAGACGAUUCGAAGAGCAUAAAGAGUGAUGUCCCCGUCCAGCUGAAGAGAUUAAAAGGGAGCAAACACGAAGAUGGGACACAGAGUGACUCGGAGAAUGGAGCCAAACACAGGCACACCAGUAAAAGGGCAGCACUAGAGGAGCAUGUGAGGGUCUGGCAAGGUCCAAAGGGACUCGCUGCCGCAUCUGCUGAGGGCAAGGGUACAGGAGGUACUCACAUCAGCAGGACAGACUUUAUGGUUGAGUUUUUUGACGAAGACAACCCGCGCAUGUGUCACUCUUAUUCUUUUACUCAGAACGGCGCUGCAGCCAUGGCUGGGGAAGGCCCUUGUCUCACCCCUCCUUCCGGGCCAAAAGGGCUUGUCCCCACGGACUGUAAAGGAGUUUCUUCACCGCUGGCAGCCCCGCCGCCAAGCAAACUGCUUCUGAAGCAGAAAUUAGAGGAUCCAUCCCUGGUACGGACCUCAGCAAGUGUUGGACAACAAACCAGCCCAAAUGAAGAGUCAGAAAAGCCACCUAAACCUACAGGAACAGUGGAAAAGGAAAACGAGGAUGACCAAAGCGAUAAGGGAACCUAUACCAUUGAACUGGAAAAUCGCAACCCUGAGGAGGAAGAGGCUCGAAGGAUGAUCGAUAAGGUGUUUGGCAUAGAAGAGAGUCAGGACCAUUCUAGGCCAGUUGUAGCUGAACAACAAAAGGAAACCAUCAAAGAUUGGGCCUCUUCAGGAAUGGUGGAGAUGAGAAAAAGUCAGUUUGGAACUGCUGCAUUCAUUGACUCAGAGACUAUUCCUGAAGGCCCUGUCUCAGUCGGCAGUCCUAGGUGGGUGUCUCAGUGGGCGAGUUUAGCUGCGAAUCACUCAGGGCAUGAACCUGAUGACUUGAGAUCAGAAUCCCCGUCUUUUGUUGCUCAAGAAAAAGAAGCAGAUGUUAGUGAGUCAGGAAUCUCUGUGAAAAGCAUAACCUCUGCCACCUCCACAUCCAGCCAUGGUGAACGAAAGAGAAGGACUCUUCCUCAGCUCCCAACAGAGGACAAAGUUACAGCAAAAGCAGUAAAAGGUACUACAUCCCUGGGCCUGAGGUCAGAGAUUGGAGAGAAACAGGACACUGAACCUCAGGAGAAAGAGAAAUCAAGCCGUCCAUCCCAAAAGGGAAGAGAGGCAGAUAGGACAAGUAGAACUUCCCACAAGGCCCCCAGUGGGAGCCAGAUUGUCUUAUCACCUUCCCAACAGAAGGAGAAGUCCGACAGUGCCAAGGGAACAUCGGUAGUCAAGCAAGCCAUGGCUAAAAUUCAACAGCAGGAACAAAGGAGCAGCCAGCCCCAGUGGGCCCCAUCCAAACCGGCUCCUGGGACCAACCCCCCUGUUAGUGCUGAGAAAAGCAGAGAGGUGUCCUCAAAGCAUGGGAGCUUGGUUCAGAAAACAAGCACUAACACGGAUCGCAAAGAUGAAGACAGGAGGAGGAGGGCAGAUAGCCCAAGAAGCCAGAUUUCUAAAGUAAGUGAGAGUGAAAAGGAGUCUGGUAAGCCUUUGGUUAGACAAGGCAGCUUCACCAUUGAGAAACCCAGCACUAAUGUCCCCUUGGAGCUCAUCCCCAGAAUCAAUAAACAGGGACGAGAGAGGAGUGACUCUGUAGGCACCGAUUCUAGCAUGGACACCACACUGCUUCUAAAAGACACAGAGGCUGUGAUGGCCUUCCUUGAGGCCAAACUGAGAGAGGAGAACAAGUUGGAUGGCGGAACAGACACUCCCAGUUACCAUUUGGACGAUUCCAUCUCACCAGAGUCAGACGUGGACACAGCUAGCACCAUCAGUCUGGUGACAGGGGACACGGAGCGCAAGUCUGCCCAGAAACGGCGGACACUGAGCAGCCUCUAUAAGGAGAAGAGCACCAUCAACGCCCCUUCUCGGGACCAUUCCAAGACUGCUGCCAGUGCCCGGGAGAGGCUGGAGAAGAAAACCAAAAGCCGGAACUCGGACAGCCGAACCGAAGCUCGUAGGUCCGCUCAAGCCAGUGCCCGGGCCAGACAAUCAUCCUUGGACCUGACAGAUGAUGACCAAACCUUCAGUUUACCUCACUUCAUGAUCUCAGGCAUACAGUCUUCUGAUCAAGAGAUUUACUCCGGCCGUUCACAUGGCAGAGGCCAGUUCACGUCCACAGACGAACUCUUACAUUCCAAACUAGAAGCCAGCAAGACUGCCAAAACCAAGGUGCUGCAGGCCUCCUCCACAGGCCCCAGCAAGCCUGUCACUUUACCAAGACCCAGGCCUACCCGUACAUCUCUCUUGCGUAAGGCACGCCUUGGGGAAACCUCAGAUAAUGAAUUAGCGGAUGCUGAUAAAGUAUCAGUAGCCUCAGAGGUGUCCACCACCAGCUCAACAUCCAAGCCUCCCUCAGGACGGAAGACCCCCUCUAGGAUAGACAUGCUGGCCCAGCCAAGGAGAACUAGGCUCGGCUCCCUUUCGGCACGGAGCGACUCAGAAGCCAUUGUCAGUCGCGGCAGCGCCAGCUCUCGCACACCUGACUUAGCCCUCAGAAGUGGCCUGAGGCCAUCUUCCGCCACAGACGGGAAGAUCGUUCCCAGAAUGAGAGCCAACAGUGUCUCCAAACUGCCUGACUCCAAGUCCAAAAUCUCCUUGUCUGCUCAUAGCUCUCCUUCGGAGAAAUCCCAGCCUACCCCAGAUACUGAGGCUGCUGUAGAAGAUCUAAUGGCGAAUGCAAGGUGGAGACGCUUGCCCCCAGAUUAUGCCUCUACAUCAGAAGAUGAGUUUGGGUCAAACCGCAACUCACCCAAACACGCCCGCCUGCGAGCUGGCACAGCCUUGAGAAGCACCAGGCUGCAACCCACAGCCUCUCCAGGCCCAGGAGGUGUGGUCCUGAAGCACAGGAUGAGAGAGCAGGAGGAGUACAUUCGCGACUGGACUGCACACAGCGAGGAGAUUGCCAGGUUAUUUCCCUGUGUGCGUAGGAUUAGCCAAGACCUGGCCAAAGACCUGGCGACCCUCGCACGAGAGAUCCACGACGUGGCGGGAGAGAUCGACUCAGUGAGCUCGCCUAGCACAGCCCCCAGCACCACAGUAAGCACUGCAGCCACCACCCCCGGCUCUGCCAUUGACACCAGGGAAGAGGUAGGGCAGCCUCACAGAGGAGUGCUAAAGUUGGUGGAUAGAGUGUUUGAUGAAAGCCUUAACUUCAGAAAGAUUCCCCCGGCUGUGCAAAACAAAGCUCCAGAGAUCAAUGGACGACCUGUGGAGCUUCGUCCCCGUACAACAGAGGCCCCUGACCCCAAGGCAGCCAUUCGGAGAAGAACAUGGAACCGGGAUGAAGCUGUGUUGGACAGUUUAUUGCUUACUUCUGUGUCUCAGCUGUCGUCGAAAGUAAGACAGGCAGUGGACAAAACUGCUGGCAAAAUCAGAAUACUGUUUAAGGACAAGGACAGGAAUUGGGAAGAAAUUGAAAACAAGUUGCGAGCUGAAAGUGACAUGCCACUUCUGAAAACAUCAAACAAGGAGAUUUCAUCAAUCUUGCUGGAGCUGAAGAGAGUCGAAAAACAACUACAGGUUAUCAACGUCAUGGUUGACCCCGAUGGCACUCUGGAUGCCUUAAGCAACCUGGGAUUGACCAGUCCUGUCCUGCCAAAGCAGAGGUCAAGCCCCAGCUCACGAGGCGCCCGGGCAGCAGCUCCACCUCAGGGGGCACCAGAACUGCGUACAGCCCGGCUGGGUCUCAUUUCUGCCUCGUCUGAGUUAGAUAGCGUUGAGUCUGACCGCGACUUCAGCCUCCACUUCAACAGGUUUAACCCCAGCGGAGAGGAGGAGGACUCUGUGAUCCACGAGUAACUUGAUUCCUGACCCUGGACAUGGGCGGAAGAAAUUAGACUUGUUUAGGGGAGGAUGCGUGGAAUGUUUAUACUCUACAAAAAUCCUUUGCUUUUUCUUGUCAUUUUUAUUUAUCCCUUUUCCCUUAUUGACGAGGGAGCACUUCAGUCUUCAGUUUUAUUUAAAUACCUUAAAGGUAACCUUUGUACAAAGAAUGCAUGUCAAUUUUACAAGGACACAUUUCCAGACUCCUUGAAUAUGUUAUAUUUGGUUGGUUGUCUAGUUAUGUAAAACAGAAGUAUACAAAAUCAGUUCUGUGAACACUACGUAUAUAUAAUAGUGUGCUUCUUCCCCAUUGAUGUAUACUGAGGCUAACACUGAAAAUUAGGCUGUUUUUAACCUACCAUUUUUAGCUAUGAGGGGCUUCAUUCAACAUGGACUAAUCCAAGAAGUAUAUGGUAUUCAACCCUCUUCCUUUGACUCAGCUUGGUAUGUUCUCAUGGGGACUUCCCCUCACCUGGUGAUAAUGGUAACUGAGCAGAUUGAAACAUUUUCUUCAGUUGAUCCAGGUUCUUUCCAAAAGGUGUCAUUAACCUUCUGUUUUAGUAUAUAGCACUGUUCUGCUGCAGGAGCAAAGCAUUGCACUAACUUCUCUGGACCAAGCUACCUAAUUCAGAUACAUAGCAGAUAUUUGAUUCUGGACUAAUGUAUAUCCAGACAUGUAGUGGCCAUAUGCUUGUAGUCCCCAAAAAGUGCUGCUAACAACAGUAAAUUGUGUCAAAAUGCCACCAGUCCAACUUUGAUAAAUUGAACAGACAAUGUUUAAGUCAGUUUGCAGGAUAAUAAAAAUGCAGGAAGUGUAACAUUACCUUUCUGUGUCACUGAGAAUAAUAAUAAACAUAAUAAAAUAAUAAACAUUCUGUUAUUACAUAGUCAACGGUUUCAUCCUUAACUAGACUAGUCCAACCUCAUUUUGUAAUGGAGCCGAGUCCAGUGAGCAUUAGUGUAAUGUCCUGUAUAGGAAACACUUGUUCUGUUUUGUAUAAGACAAAUGGACAUAUAUUUAUGUUCCUUAAACGUGCUUUAUGCUGUUUGUGAAAAAAGUUACCUGCGUAGUUUCACACAUUUGAGUAUUCUUUUUGAGGCUCUGCUGUAGAAAUUAACAAAAUGUGUUAAGCAGUAAGGUGAAUGAACAGAUUUUUAACUGAUUGUUUCCACUAUGGUGACUGCCGCUACAAAGAAACACGUUUGUGGGUAUUAAAAAUACGUUGUAAGACUAUGUUAGUUUCUGUCAUAUCAGUUUUUCAUUUUUAUUAACUGGAAAAAGCAGAAAUAGCUUUUCUAAGAUGUAAGUCUGAAUCUGUUAUAUCCACUUAUCAUUAGUGUUAUCAGUUCUGUAUUAGACAAUUUUCUGGCAGUCCUAAUUAUGUUUGCACUGAGAAUACAGUACCUUGACAGCGAGACCACUGAUAUAAUGAAUGCAGUACAAAGAACUCAGUUUGGUUGAUUAAGAGUUCUUGUUUACUUGCUAAAUAAUGUAGAAACUGGGUAAUGUUGUCCUAAAUGGGAUUGGCAGAAGUUGAACUUGGAAUAUCACUGGGGUAUGGCACAUUGUUCUUAUCCUGCAGAUUUUUAUUGCCUUCGCUUUAUGGAAGAUUGUAAAAUGUUAAUCCCAAGUUUGUUUUGAUCAAUGUAAAAUAAAACAAAAAAUCUGCAUUAGCCAAUGACCAGUGGUUUCACAAUAAAAGAUAUCGCUAGCCAAAGUUUUACUUGCAAGACCCAUUCUAUUAAUUAUUGUGUAAAAAAAAAAAAAGAAUAUGCGACAGGGUGGCGAGUAAGUUUAACACUUAGGAGCCCUAUGCCAUCUUUGUAUAAACAUGGUAUUUGUUAUCAUAGUGCAUAUGAUGAUUUAGCCAUUUAUAAACCUUUCUCAUAUCCAUGAAUGCCUCCAUUUUGAAAAUCUUGCUGCUUUCUGUAGUCUUCAUUAGGCUUCCAGAACCUUUUUUGUAUGUAUAUCUUUAUUUGUAUAACCCAGUUCAUUAGAAAUUGCAUUUUAUAUAUAUAU
This is a messenger RNA of Acipenser ruthenus (sterlet), 7195 nucleotides long. RefSeq names its product centrosomal protein of 170 kDa-like. The coding region runs from base 268 to 5151 and encodes 1627 amino acids. NCBI's taxonomy places the organism in Eukaryota, Metazoa, Chordata, Actinopteri, Acipenseriformes, Acipenseridae. The record is from RefSeq and is a predicted model, not a curated record. The transcript has 20 exons. Gene Ontology annotation, cellular component: centriole. Gene Ontology annotation, molecular function: protein binding.